GUAUCUUGUUCUCUAAUCCAUCUAUCUCAAAUUGAACAUGUCAUGUCAACCUUGCACCCCACAUCCGUAUCCUAUUUUUCAUCACACACACUGUUUUAUAUGUGACACACACACACACACUAUCCUCGUAACAGAGUAAAGUUUCACAAACACUCUCUUUGAGUUACGUAGUAAUAAUGGAAUCAUCAUCAUCAUGGUUCAUAGCAAUUGUCUCUUUCUGCAUCAUCUUCCUCAUCAGAGCCAUCUUCUCCACCAGAACCACCACAAAAACCACCGUAACCCUCCCUCCUGGCCCACCACACAUACCAAUACUCACAACCCUAUCAUGGCUUCGAAAAUCAUUCUCCUCCCAACUCGAACCAUUUCUCAAAACCCUCCACACCAAAUAUGGUCCUAUCAUCACUCUUAGAAUCGGUUCUCGACCUGCAAUUUUCAUCGCCGACCAUUCCAUUGCUCAUCAUGCUCUCAUUCAAAACUCCUCUGUUUUCUCCGAUCGUCCCAAAGCUCUUCCCACCGGCAAAAUUAAUACCAGCAACCAACAUAACAUCAGUUCUGCUUCAUACGGUCCUACAUGGCGUACCCUCCGUCGUAACCUCGCUUCAGAGAUGCUUCAUCCUUCCAAAAUCAAAUCUUUCUCUGAAAUUCGCAACUGGGUCUUGGAAACUCUCAUCAACCGUCUCAAAUCUGCUUCGGGAUCAGAAUCUUCAGAUUCUGUUACGGUUAUUUCUCACUUUCAUUAUGCGAUAUUCUGUUUAUUAGUUUUCAUGUUGUUUGGUGAAAGAGUUAAAGAUGAGAUACUCAGUGACAUCUUGCGUGUACAAAGGAAUCAUUUGUUGGGUAUUAGCAGAUUCAAUAUUUUGAAUUUCUGGCCUAGAGUUACGAGGAUUUUGUUGCGGAAACGAUGGGAGGAGCUUUUUAAAUUGCGUAAGGAUCAAGAGGAUGUUUUGCUUCCGUUGAUAAGAGCAAGGAAGCAAGUUAAAGAGAGUGGAUUGAACAAUGUUAAAAGUGUUGUUUCAUAUGUGGAUACUCUUUUGGAGUUGGAGUUGCCUGAGGAGAAACGUAAGCUGAGUGAAGAUGAAAUGGUUACUCUUUGUUCCGAGUUUUUGACAGGUGGGACAGAUACUACUUCCACUGCUUUGCAGUGGAUUAUGGCGAAUUUGGUGAAACACCCGGACGUGCAGAGGAAGAUUGUGGAUGAGAUUAGGGAUGUGAUGGGCGGAGAUGAUAGUGGAGAAAAGAAGGAAGUGAAAGAGGAAGACUUGCAUAAGUUUCCGUAUCUUAAGUGUGUGAUUUUGGAAGGGUUGAGGCGUCAUCCACCGGGGCAUUUUGUGUUGCCACACGCGGUAACUGAGGAUGUUGUUUUGGACGGUUAUUUGGUGCCUAAAAAUGGGACAGUGAAUUUUAUGGUGGCUGAGAUGGGGUGGGAUCCUCGUGUUUGGGAGGAUCCAAUGGAGUUUAAGCCAGAGAGGUUUUUGAAGGAGGAAACAUUUGAUAUUACAGGGAGUAAAGAGAUAAAGAUGAUGCCAUUUGGUGCUGGGAGGAGAAUUUGUCCUGGAUAUAAUUUAGCUUUGCUUCAUUUGGAAUAUUUUGUGGCUAAUUUGGUUUGGAAUUUUGAUUGGAAGCUUCCGGAGGGGGGACACGUCGAUUUGUCCGAAAAACAAGAAUUCACCACUGUCAUGAAAAAUCCAUUGCAGGUUCAUAUUUCUCCUAGAAUCUAGAUUAGGUGCUAAGUGUGCCCAUAUCAUUGCAGUAUGUAAAUAACAAUAAAAUGUUGGUUUAGUUGUUAAUGAAAAUAAAAUGUCUCUACAACUUUGUGUAGACCUUAUCCUUGAUUCUCUGCUUGGCAAUGUCAUAUUAGAGCAGGGGAAGAUUAUUGGUGGAUUUGUCACAUGGUGAGAUUUUGCUUCAUCCAAUGAUCCAUUAUGCAUCUUUUUUUAAUAAUAAUGCAUUGCAUACAUAUGGUGUUCAUUCUUAUUAUCUUA
Messenger RNA from Trifolium pratense (red clover), 1982 nucleotides. RefSeq names its product cytochrome P450 89A2-like. NCBI's taxonomy places the organism in Eukaryota, Viridiplantae, Streptophyta, Magnoliopsida, Fabales, Fabaceae. Gene Ontology annotation, molecular function: iron ion binding; oxidoreductase activity, acting on paired donors, with incorporation or reduction of molecular oxygen, NAD(P)H as one donor, and incorporation of one atom of oxygen; heme binding. The record is from RefSeq and is a predicted model, not a curated record. Bases 177 to 1718 code for a protein of 513 amino acids. The transcript has a single exon. Gene Ontology annotation, cellular component: membrane.